AGUUUUAGUUCAGAAAAUCCGCAAGUUGUUUUAGAAAUCCUCAACUAUUUGUUUUCCGGCAGCAAAAAUGAACCACUUCAAAAUAUUUGCAUUGUUCUCUGUUUUGGCAGCUGUUCUUUUUCUCGUGCUGGGAAUAGUACUCAUCGUUACCUUUGUGCUAAACUCUUCAUACCUUGAAUGGGAACUCGCCGAGGCUUCAAACUUUGAUAAUUGGGGAGUUUAUAUAAUCAUUGCUGGAAUAAUUUCACUUUGUUACGCAGUUCUCAACAUUUAUGAAAUUAUUACUCUAACCGCUUUAAAAAGCGGUGCCAAGAACGCAAUUGUUGCAGAGAUGAUCUACAUUCUUGGACUAAUGAAGGAGAUAGAAAGACCACAUGUUGAGGGCGGUGACACAGAAAUUCCCGAUGUAGAAGUAAUGUCAGUAAGAACAAAAUCGGAUGUUUCAAUAUUUGGACUUGGAUACGAUGCUCACAACAGGUGGACUUUCUCAGGAAGAAAGGCAACGCCUCAUACCCCAAAGAAUAUGGAAACUAAUUGAACGAGAUAAACAGAAGAUUGUCUCAGACUUCAUGAGUAUUAAAAAUUUAAUCAUUAUUGUAAAUUAUAGUUUUUUAUCUCAAUAAAUUAUCAUUGACGAUUAA
Eurytemora carolleeae is the source of this 641-nucleotide messenger RNA. RefSeq lists its product as uncharacterized. The record is from RefSeq and is a predicted model, not a curated record. Lineage: Eukaryota; Metazoa; Arthropoda; Copepoda; Calanoida; Temoridae. Bases 68 to 538 code for a protein of 156 amino acids. The transcript is spliced from 2 exons.